Messenger RNA from Acanthamoeba castellanii str. Neff, 471 nucleotides. RefSeq lists its product as uncharacterized. Bases 1 to 471 code for a protein of 156 amino acids. The record is from RefSeq and is a predicted model, not a curated record. The transcript is spliced from 5 exons. NCBI's taxonomy places the organism in Eukaryota, Discosea, Longamoebia, Acanthamoebidae.
AUGGAGACGACCCGCGCUUUGUUGGCUCUCUUGAGCGUCCUGGUUUUGCUGGCCUUCGUUGCUGCGACCACGGCUGCGAAGUCCUCCACUUCGUUCGACGCCUCGCUCCUGCCCGGCAGUGACUGCCCCUUCUGUGGCAACUGUAGCAACCACAACACCGCGUCGAGGGCUCUCAUCAUGAAGGUCAACUGGACGAGGCACGACUACGCCUGGGGCUUCCAGGGCGAGGUCCUCAAGAUGUACACCGGGUCCAACACCCAGCGGGCCGUGGGCGUGCCGCCUCAGAACACCAACAGCCCGCCCUACAUUGUGGCGAUGGUGUACGCAGGUGAGCAACCGCCCGUCAAGUUCCAGCCGGCCGGCCCCGACGCCCCCGAGUGCUUCUUCAUCCCCCUGGACCAGUGCCAGUACUUCAAGCUCGAAUCGCUGCUCACCCCUGCCGAGCAGAAGAUCCUGAGCCAGUACUCAUAG